AUGACUACAAAUUGGGAUAAAGCAAUUGGGAUAAUUUGGCACUAUGACUUGGCAGAUAAUCUGACAAUGGAAUCUCCGGUAACAAUGAUACUGAACGAGGUUCUGAGACUAUAUCCACCGGUGUCAAUGGUAUCCCGGAAAACUUACGAGACUACAAAGCUGGGAGAUGUAACUCUGCCACCGGGUGUGGAACUUCUUUUGCAUAUAAUGUUCGUUCAUCAUGAUACUGAGCUCUGGGGAGAUGAUGCUAAAGAAUUCAAUCCUGAAAGGUUCUCUCAGGGAGUUGCAAAGGCUGUAAAGAAACCCAAUUCCUAUGUCCCAUUUGGUUUGGGUCCUCGCAUAUGCAUUGGCCAGAAUCUCGCAAUGAUUGAAGCAAAAAUGGCAGUGGCAAUGAUUCUUCAACGUUUCUCAUUUGAGCUUUCCCCAUCUUAUCUGCAUGGACCUCAGAUUCGUUUAACUCUUCAACCCCGGUUUGGAGCUCACAUGAUAUUACACAAAAUAUAG
This is a messenger RNA of Coffea arabica (coffee), 504 nucleotides long. The record is from RefSeq and is a predicted model, not a curated record. Lineage: Eukaryota; Viridiplantae; Streptophyta; Magnoliopsida; Gentianales; Rubiaceae.